CUCUAGCGAGUGCGGUAAUUAGGAAAUCAAUUCAAGAUGGACGCCAAAAACAUAUUCCUUAUAUUGGCCACUAUUUGCUAUUGUAUAUCUGUCUUAUGUGAACGGCAUUCUAUUAAAAUAGUGGAGGAGCCAUCCACAUAUGGAAUUAUGAACAGCUAUCAAGGGGGGGCAGUAGCAGAUACAAACGCAAAAAAGUUGAAGAUGCGGGUCAAACCCUCCAACUUCUCUGGCCCAGCAUUGUUCAGUCGACUGAAUGGCAAAUGUUUUACAAAAACAGAUGAAAGUUAUAAGUAUGAGUUCUGUCCCUUCUCCAACAUUACCCAACAUGAGCAGUCACUGAGAUGGAACCCUUACAGUGGAAUUCUAGGAGUAUGGCAGGAAUGGGAGAUUGAAAACAACACAUUUAUUGCCAUGGUGAUGAGGCAGGGUGAUACAUGUGGGAACAAACACAGGACUAUGAAGGUGUUUUUCCAAUGUGGAAAGGACAACAAGGUCCUGAACGUGAGUGAGCCGAGCACAUGUAACUAUCACAUGAACUUCAGCACGCCGUAUGUGUGCCACCCCCAGGCCAUGCUGGUGUACCCCACUCUGAGAGAGGAGCUGCAGACAGAGUGGGGACACCUAGAGGGAGAACUGGCGGCAGGGGAGAUUACUCAUAAGGGAUACAAGAAAUACUUGUCAAGAAUAUUUGUGAAGGCCGGUUACAUGAUGUCGGAAGAUGCCAAGAAGUCUCUACUGGAACAGGCAGCGGCAGAGGAAAAGAAAGAGGUGGAGAAAAAAGAUGGACGCUUUGAUAAUCUGUUCCAGUGCACUGAAGAAUAUCGGAAACUGAAACUUGAAAUAGAUCAACUGCGACAAUUAGUUGAUAAUAAACAUGAUGAUGAUAUCGUAGAGCAUGGCGUAGAUCUGGACUACGCAUGAAGAAGUAUGGCAGUAUUAAAAGAUAAACUUUAAUGAGAAGGGAAUAAUUACUGCACCAACGUCUGAGUAAUUUGGCAUAAUUAAAUAAGUGUAGAAUUUGUUACUAUUGACUCUGUUUAUCAUGAUUUAUGUAAAUAUGUGGAGAGCAAAAGUAAUCCCAUAUAAGUCAUUCCAUUACUUUGUACAACUGAAGCAUUACUGAUCCUCUGUGACAUGUGUGAAAUUAUGUUUCAAAUAAUAUUUACUGUUACUUAAUGUACCGUAUUUUUACCUCAAAAGGAGGUCGUAUAGUAGUCGCAACGUCCACAUGUGGGUUUUAUUUUGUGUAUUUUUUUAUGGUUGUACUAUAAUUUUAUUUAUUUAUUUAUUUCAAUUACUUUCAUUGGUUUCCUUCAAUGCAUGUUUAGGUUAGUUUCUAAAUUUGUAAUGGUUAAUGGGCCAUGUAAUGUAAAACGUGCAAUAUUGUUAUCAGUUCAUUAUUAUAUUCCCUGUGUACGUAUGCAUAUAUGAUAUUGAGAUCUUAUUAAAAAUAAACUAUGUUUUGUAAA
Dreissena polymorpha is the source of this 1469-nucleotide messenger RNA. Its product is annotated as N-acetylglucosamine-1-phosphotransferase subunit gamma-like. The record is from RefSeq and is a predicted model, not a curated record. Bases 37 to 921 code for a protein of 294 amino acids. Lineage: Eukaryota; Metazoa; Mollusca; Bivalvia; Myida; Dreissenidae. The transcript is spliced from 9 exons. Gene Ontology annotation, cellular component: Golgi apparatus.